This is a messenger RNA of Folsomia candida, 1080 nucleotides long. RefSeq lists its product as uncharacterized. The record is from RefSeq and is a predicted model, not a curated record. NCBI's taxonomy places the organism in Eukaryota, Metazoa, Arthropoda, Collembola, Entomobryomorpha, Isotomidae. The coding region runs from base 89 to 961 and encodes 290 amino acids. The transcript has 11 exons.
GGCUGGUCAUUUCAAAAUCAGAAAAACAUCUCCAAGGAUCCACUCCAUCACUUGUGUUUGAGCAGUUGACAACGAUUGACAAACAAAUAUGGCAAAUAAAAUACUCCUUCAUUUGCUUGUGUUGGCCGCAUUUCUGGCCCUAGUUCACAGUGCUGGGAUUUCCAAAGGAAAGUUGAGAUUUAAAGUUUCCGGAAGAAAUUUGCCAGACAAAGAUACAGGACUCGGCACCACGGAUGGGUACUUCCAGCUAUAUGUCAGCACUGAUGGGGGCAGAACGAAGACAAAAUUGACUAAAAGUGAUACUAUUAAUGACCAAGAAAAUCCUAAUUGGGGAAAUGUAUUCGAAUUUGAGUUCGACAGAAGCAAAAACCAGUAUUGGUUUUUUGAAGUAUUAGACGACGAUACAUUAGCCGAAGACGACACUGUGGGUCGAGUGUGGGUCAAUGUCGCAAAUUAUGUGGAUAAAGGUCAGAUAACCACUGCUAAAUUGGACAAGGAGAAGGGAUAUCUGAUCAUCCAGUCCGUUGAUAAACCUGUGCAAAUUGAUGCCAGCACUCCAGUGGGACAACUUCCCAUGCCAGCUGGUACCAAAGAUGUUGACACCAUCAGGUUUAAGGUCUCAGCAAGUGGGCUUCCAACCAAGGAUGAUGUCGGCUUUGUUCCUGGCAAAAGUGACCCAUAUGUUAUAAUCACUGCAACUGAUGGGAUUUCUGGGAAGGAACGCGAAGUUGGGAGAUCAUCAACUGUAUCAAGUUCUAGCAGUCCAAACUGGGGAGAUGUUUUCCAAUUUCAAUGGGACCGAAAGAAGGAUCAGAGGUUCAAAUUGAAAAUUUGGGAUGAGGAUACCCUUGGGGAUGAGAAACUUGGACUUGGAUGGAUGGAAGUAAACGAUUUUGUAGCACAAGGAUCCUACACCUUGCUUCUUCCAAAGAAAGGAACCAUCACCCUUACAAAAGCAUAGUGGACAAGUAAUGGCACAAAUGAGGCAUUAACUUUUAUGAUUAAAAAUACAAUUUUGUGAGAAUUUGUAUCCAUCUGGUUUGCCAAAUUUUAUUAAAAUCUUUGUUAACCAUUAUGAAA